AUCACUGGAUUCUCCUCUUCCUUCUAGAUGAUGUCUAGAGAAUGAGAGACCAACAAUUGCGCAUCACUGGGAGUUGUCCACUAAAGUUCCUUUGCACCUGGAUCACCAUUGCGGCAGUUUUGUUUCUCCUCUCAGAAUCCACCUCUCUCAAAGAGAAGCAACUGGUUUUCACAGGACGAACGGGCAAAUAUGUCUCCUUGGACGGUCACCAGGUUCGCAGACUGUGCAUGUUUACGGUGUGUUUUGAUUUCAACAAAACCGAGGAGAGUGUGGCAACCUGGGCAGCGUUUUCCUACGAUGUAAACAGCUCCUCCAGCGACUUCAGGAAUGUGGAGCUGGCCCUUUCCAUCAAUAAGUCCACCUUGCAGGUGUUCAUCUUGGGCAAUGUGACUGAGAUGAGACAGGAUUUCGCUGCGUAUAAGAUGCACCGGAUCUGCUGCGUGUGGGACGGCAAGAAGAAAUUGUUUGAGAUUUUCCACAAUGGAAGCAAGAUGAAGAACAUCACCGUUGAGGUGACCCAUCAGUGCCUCAAGCCGAAUGGGACGCUGGUGUUGGGUCAACUGCACAAAAACCAGAAUGGGCAUAUCAUCCCGAACCCAUCCUUUGUCUUCAUUGGCAUUUUGCACUAUUUCCAAAUGUGGGAUUAUGUGAGAGACCAACAGAACAUGGCUAACUGCGACCGAGGGAACGCCGUGAGCUGGCAGGGCGAUUACUGGUCCUUGCAUGGUCUACAAACGGAGUCUGCCCAUCACCAACGUUGUGGUGAAGAAAAAGCAACUUCUGCAGCUCCACCACUCCCAAGCAAAGCACCUGAAUCCACAACUACAGUGACCUUCUAUAACAUCAAGACAACAUUUUCAGUGCUCUCCAGCUCUCCAAAUACAUAUGACUACUACGAUGUGGUGGAGCUUUCUACCAACUGGAUGACAAAGUUUGCUGCCACACUGCAGAAUUAA
Molecule: messenger RNA, 956 nt
Organism: Sceloporus undulatus (fence lizard)
Lineage: Eukaryota; Metazoa; Chordata; Lepidosauria; Squamata; Phrynosomatidae
Product: adhesion G-protein coupled receptor G4-like
Exons: 5
Coding region: 42-956 (304 amino acids)
Source: RefSeq, a predicted model, not a curated record